AUGGAUUCUACAUUGAAUGUUUCAAGACCCAUGGAUAACUCCAUGUCCAUGAUUAAUCAAUCAAUAUCAACCAAAGAUAGUUUGGAUCUAUCAGGCAAAAUGUUGGAUAGAUUUUUUGCUGCAGAUGACUCUUUUCCAACACUUAUUGAGAAAAUGCAGAUAACUAAAAGCAGUCAAAGUGUUAGUGGUUGUACCGAAUAUGAUUAUCCUAAAGAAGGACUAGGGAUGCCUUCAAUUACUCCCCUUAAAUCAAGACACAAGAUACCACUACCAGGCGCAUUACUAGAGCAGUGGAAUGAUGCACAAAACUUUCAUCGCAAGUUGGGAAUAUUUCCUAGCAUCAACCGAGUUUGGGUCACAAUUGAUCAAGAAUUCUUUUUAUGGGACUUUAGUGAAGGAACGGAUUUAUCUUAUUUUGAUGGAAUGAAUUCAACAAUUUUUGCAGUAGCGCUGGUACCACCUAAACCAAAUGUUUUUCAAGCUCACAUUAAACAUUUGUUAGUCUUAGCUACUGGAUUAAACAUUGCAAUAUUAGGGGUAAAGUUUAAAAAAGUUACAGGUGUUGAUGGCAAAACUGUUGAACAAUUGGAACUCACUACAGAUACCAUAUAUGAAGUUCCCACUGAAGGUGUAAUAACAUCUAAAAUAGUUGGAACUGACAAUGGACGUAUCUUUCUUGCAAGUGAAGAUGGUAACCUCUUUGAAAUUGAUUAUUGGAAAGAUUUGGGAUGGUUUUCAAUUGGAAAUGGAAGACGUUGCAAGAAAGUUUGUCAUUCAACCGGUACUUUAUCAUAUAUAUUACCAUCAUUUUUAACAUAUGCUAUCACCGAACCCUCUGCCAUUAUUGAAGUAGCUGUUGAUAAUACACGGCACAUACUUUACACAUUGACUGAAAAUAGUUCAAUUGAAAUGUAUGAUCUUGGAUCUGAUGGUAAAUCUACAAGCCGAAUUGUUUCUUUGUCGCAUUCUAAUCUUGAGCAUCAAGUUUCAAAACUGCUUAGAACAAUAGAAAUAGCUCAAAUGACUAUAUUGAGUAGUAUAAAAAUCGUUGAAGAAACUGAAUCACCUAACAUUCAUCUGUUGGUUGUAUCAAAGUCUGGAUUUAGAUUGUAUUUCUCUACUGGAGCAAUAACCUCCAGCAAUACUAGACCUUACACAUUACAACUUGUUCACAUACGUUUGCCACCAGGAUAUAAUAGAGUUAUUGGAGAAUCUAAACCGAGUAGUGUUCAGCACGUUCUCUACAACAGAGGCACUAUUAUAAUGGCAUGUAAUACUGACAUAACUAAUUACAGGCCAAUGUUGUGGUGUAUAUCUCCUGAUGAAUAUGCAUUUAGUUCUAACUUUAGUGAAAGAUAUUUUAUUACUGAUUUGGAUAUGUGUCCUUUAUCACUGGACAAUAUAGGUCCAAAUUUAUUAAUAUACAAUGACCCAAGCUCACCACAACCACCACUCAUUGUUCGUCAACAAUUUGAAAAUCGCCAAGAAUAUAUAACUUUAGCUCCACAAGGUUUGGAAAUUUUUGAAAUGCUUCGGCCUUAUGAUACUCUUUGUGAAUUAUUGGCCAGCAGUCAAGGUUCAGAAACAGAUGCUAUCAAAACAUAUUUUAAAAAUUUCACAGAUAACCAAGCAUGUGUGGCAUGUCUCACAAUUAUUUGUGAUCAGUCAUUAAAAAAUAUAAAGAUCAAAGAAUAUGCGACUCGUGCAUUUUUCACUCAUGGUGGUGAGCCUAAAUUAGUGACUGAAAAUUUACAUGAAUCACUUCAUGAAUUAACAAGAGUUCCUCAGAAUAAUAGUUUCAGAUCAAGUACUUAUUUAACAUCAACUAUACCAUCGUGUAUGCCAACUUUUAUAAAAAAUCAGACAAAUAUAACACACUUACCAUUUGAAUCCACAAGUGUUCAAUACUCUUCGAAACACAAUGGAUUAUAUUUAUUUGUGAGUCGUUUACUGAGACCGCUUUGGAACAUUAAAGCUGUUAAUUUGGAAACCACUGAUGGGAAAACUUAUAUUGUCAACACUGUGUCUCCGGACGAUUGUUUAUUUGUUGCAAGCCAUUUGCAAACUUUGCACGCUUUCAUGAACAAUUAUUCAAAAAUGUUGGCAAACUAUACCAGAAUACCAUUUGAUGCUUCUAAACGAACAGCUGCACAGGAUGCACAUCAAUCUGAAUCAAAAUCGAUAGAAUGUUUGAAACAAUUAGUUGUUCGUAGUGCUGAAGUGUUUAAUUUGUGGAAAUUACUCAGUGAACAUCAAUUUUUUAUGAUAGCGAAGGAAUUACUCGACCAAGAACAACGUGUAUUGGAAAAUGUUACUUUUAAAGAAUUGAUCCUUGUACACCAAGAACUGUGUCAGACUUUGGUUCAAAAACUAUUAGACACAUAUUUAAAUGAAAGUUCGUCUGUAGAAUCAAUCAGUACAAAAUUACGACAAGUCUGCCCGUCCAUAUACCAUUCUGAAGAUGCUGCUUGUGCAAAAGCUUCAGAAAUGAUUAAAUUAGCUCAAUCUACAGUCAAUGAAGAUGAGCGUAAACGAAUCCUAUACCAAUCUCUUAUGGUGUUGAAAGAAGUGGCACCAAAGUUUAAUUUAACUUCAGUGUGUUUACAAUACACAAAUUGUGCGUAUAUGGAAGGUGUAUAUCAGAUGUGUAAAGAGUGUGCUAAAAAAAUUGAUCCUAAGAAUUUAGGAGGUCAUUAUUUUGUCAACAAUAUGGUAUUAGAUAGAGAUGGACCAGGUUAUGGUGCCUACAUGCUCAGAUUAGAUAUUUACAAAGAAAUAAGUGCAAGUUUAGAUUACUUAUACUCAAUCAUGGUGAAAAAUCCAUCUGUAUUUAUACCAACUCGACCAAAUUUGAUCCCUGGAAUUCUAGAAAAUUCUGCACUAACUUCUGAACAAUCUUCUAAUUUGGUUUCUGAACUGAUAAAAUUGUGUAUCUCCUGUGAUGAUGAAAUCAUGCACACUGUAGUGUAUAGAUGGAUGAUAGAUAAAAAAUUAAUUAAAGAAACAAUUGAAAUGGGAAAUCAUAGUUUGGAAAAGUUUUUAUUAACUCAGUCCAGGUCUGAUGAAAACAAUAACUAUAUCAAAGAUGUACUCUGUAGAUAUUAUGAGUAUAAUGGAAAUUAUAAUGAGGCAGCCGAAGUUCUGGCAUCAUUGGCUAAAAGACCAGAGAGUGGCUUAACUUUAAGCGAUCGUCUUAUGUAUUUGGGCCGAGCUAUGGCAUGUUUACGCAGUAAAAAGUUGAGUACACCUGCCUUGAAUGUUACCAGUCUCAGAGAUGUUGAAGACUUGUUACAAGUAGCUGAAAUACAGAAAAUGGUAUUGGAUUUAUUGUUGUCUAGUCAAAUUGAUGGAAGAACUGAUAUUAUUGAUAAGCUAAAUAGCUGUCUGUUUACAUUAGGCGAACUUUACAGUAAUUUUGCGGAACCUCAUAGGCUAUGGGAAGCUCAGUUGGCGAUAUUACAACUUUCCAAUCAUGAUGAUCGUGAACUAGUCAAUCAGAUUUGGGAAAGUAUUUUACUAAAAGUUGUGGAAGAUUGUGGAGAUAUUGGUGAACACAAUAAAAUGACCAUUGUUCUUGAAAAAAUAAAGUCAUUGGCUAGUUCGCAUCCAAUUAAUUCGUCUACAUUUGACUUGGAGUAUGUAACGACAAUGUUGGAAUAUUUGAACUGUAACUUGGGUGGAGAUUUGGAAUCCGUCUACACAACUAUGUUAACUAUUGGUGCUCCUAUCGAGUCUUUAGUAGCAAUUUAUAAAAAAAUUUAUUCUACUAAUGAUCCGCGGUGGCAAAAGACAAGUGAGCUACAUGUUUUGGAAGUUAUCAUGAGUUUGGCUCGGUAUUAUUUACAAAAUGUUGAUCUAUGGCCAUCAGGAAUGCAAAGGAGAUCCAUUGCUGUUAACUUAUUCGAUUUGUUAGUUAUUUGCCAAAACAUGUUGUAUAGCCGUUUUGCACAUAGUCCACUGAUCGAAGGUGUCAUCGCAAUCAAAAAUGAACUUGACAACAUCAUUAAACACUGA
Molecule: messenger RNA, 4014 nt
Organism: Macrosiphum euphorbiae (potato aphid)
Lineage: Eukaryota; Metazoa; Arthropoda; Insecta; Hemiptera; Aphididae
Source: the annotation of a GenBank genome assembly